CGACCGGAUUAACAAGACACCAUCAAAAUGAGGGAAAUCGUACACAUGCAAGCUGGCCAAUGUGGCAACCAGAUCGGAGCUAAGUUCUGGGAGGUUAUUUCUGAUGAACACGGAAUUGACCCCACCGGCACAUACCACGGAGAUUCUGACCUUCAGUUAGAGAGGAUCAACGUGUACUACAAUGAAGCCACAGGAGGCAAAUAUGUUCCCCGAGCUGUCUUGGUUGAUCUGGAGCCCGGAACCAUGGACUCUGUCAGAUCUGGUCCUUUUGGACAAAUCUUCAGACCAGACAACUUUGUGUUCGGACAGAGUGGUGCUGGAAACAACUGGGCUAAGGGACAUUACACAGAAGGUGCUGAACUUGUAGACUCUGUUCUUGAUGUUGUUCGUAAAGAAUCAGAGAGCUGUGAUUGUCUUCAGGGAUUCCAGCUUACACAUUCUCUUGGUGGCGGUACCGGCUCUGGAAUGGGAACACUCCUCAUCUCCAAAAUCCGUGAAGAAUACCCCGACAGGAUCAUGAACACCUUCUCAGUUGUACCAUCUCCUAAGGUAUCGGACACCGUGGUCGAACCAUACAACGCCACCCUCUCCGUCCACCAACUUGUUGAGAACACUGACGAGACUUUCUGUAUCGACAACGAGGCUCUCUACGACAUCUGCUUCCGUACCCUCAAACUGACCACACCCACAUACGGUGACUUGAACCAUCUCGUCUCCGCCACCAUGUCCGGAGUUACUACCUGUCUCCGAUUCCCUGGUCAACUGAACGCUGAUCUCCGUAAAUUGGCUGUCAAUAUGGUUCCCUUCCCCCGUCUCCAUUUCUUCAUGCCUGGUUUCGCUCCUCUUACAUCUCGUGGUAGCCAGCAGUACAGGGCUCUUACCGUCCCAGAGCUGACCCAACAGAUGUUCGAUGCUAAGAACAUGAUGGCUGCCUGUGAUCCUCGUCAUGGACGUUACCUAACCGUCGCCGCUAUGUUCCGUGGACGUAUGUCCAUGAAGGAAGUCGAUGAGCAGCUCUUGAACGUCCAGAACAAGAACAGCAGCUACUUCGUUGAAUGGAUUCCAAACAACGUGAAGACCGCUGUCUGUGACAUCCCACCACGUGGUCUCAAGAUGUCUGCUACCUUCAUUGGUAACAGCACCGCCAUCCAGGAGCUCUUCAAGCGUAUCUCCGAGCAGUUCACCGCUAUGUUCCGUCGUAAGGCUUUCUUGCAUUGGUACACUGGUGAGGGUAUGGACGAGAUGGAGUUCACCGAGGCCGAAUCCAACAUGAACGACUUGGUGUCCGAGUACCAACAGUACCAGGAUGCUACCGCCGAGGAGGAGGGAGAGUUCGAUGAAGAUGAGGAAGCCGAAGAAGCUUAAUUAUUAUUUAGUAACCAUCAUCUCCAAAGAACCAUCCUAUUUCGAUAAAUUAUUCAUGACACAGAAUUAACAUUUACUUAUUUGGAAAGGAAAUAUCGGACUGCCGAACCAUGACAGUGAUAUGCUAAAAAAGCUAUUAAAACAAACGAUGCUUUGCCAAAGAUGAGAAAAUUGAAAUAAGGCUGAAAAGUAAUUCUUCGAUACUGUUGUAUUUAACAACAAAAACAAAUAUUACGUUUGCUAAAAGAAGAAAAUGGGAAUACCACUCAGGGUUGAGAAAGGAGAGACUAAAAUAAUAAUGUACUUUACCAGAAUUAAAAAUCCAAAGAGAA
Molecule: messenger RNA, 1697 nt
Organism: Ylistrum balloti
Lineage: Eukaryota; Metazoa; Mollusca; Bivalvia; Pectinida; Pectinidae
Product: tubulin beta chain-like
Exons: 4
Coding region: 28-1365 (445 amino acids)
Biological process (GO): microtubule cytoskeleton organization; mitotic cell cycle
Cellular component (GO): microtubule; cytoplasm
Molecular function (GO): GTPase activity; structural constituent of cytoskeleton; GTP binding
Source: RefSeq, a predicted model, not a curated record